Fonsecaea pedrosoi CBS 271.37 is the source of this 1503-nucleotide messenger RNA. RefSeq lists its product as uncharacterized. Lineage: Eukaryota; Fungi; Ascomycota; Eurotiomycetes; Chaetothyriales; Herpotrichiellaceae. The transcript has 2 exons. Bases 1 to 1503 code for a protein of 500 amino acids. The record is from RefSeq and is a predicted model, not a curated record.
AUGUCCCCCUUGCUACACACUUCCCUUGCCCUCUCCCUAUUAUGGCUGCCUCUCUGCACUCAAGCCCAUAUGCAGAUGAGCUGGCCAUACCCCCUACGAAGUCCCCUUGAUCCUGACAUCAGCCCUGAUGCAAAAGACUAUGACAUGACGUCCCCGUUGUUCGCGGACGGCUCUAACUUUCCUUGCAAGAACUACCAGAAUACUCCCGAUAGCUAUGUCACCAAAGCAACUUACCUGGCCGGCGGUACCUACGACAUGUGGUUGAACGGGACAGUCCCACACGACGGAGGCUCUUGUCAACUAUCUCUGUCUUAUGACAACGGAGCUACAUUCAAAGUCAUCAAAUCCAUCAUCGGCGGAUGCCCCUUGACACACAACUACGCCUUCACGAUUCCGAGCUUUGCGCCCUCUUCCGAUUCGGUGCUCUUCUCCUGGUCUUGGUUUAAUCUCAUCGGAGAUCGCGAGAUGUACCAAAAUUGUGCCCGGGUUGAGAUCGUUGGUGGCUCGAGCACACGGCAUCGACGAGGCUUGCCGUAUCGACGACAGGUUGCUUCAAUGGAUCGGCUACCCAAUAUGUUCGUGUGCAACGUGAACAACGGCUGUCAAACCAUCGAGCAGCGAGAAGUGGUUUUUCCAGAUCCCGGGAGCGAUGUUGUCUACGGCCAGGAUGCCAUCGUUCCAGAUCCAGGUCCGGGGUUUACCAUCAACGGCGUCGCUGCUUCAACUACUUCUGAUUCCCUGACCACCUCCGUCUCUACGCAACUCGAUCUCGUCACGACGACUGGGACAUCCAGCAGUUUGGAGGUUCCCACGUUAACAACAACGUUCACGACUCAGACUACUCGGCCCUCCUCGACUGGAACGACAACCACUGUUGGAACUACAACGGUGGACACCACUACCACAUCUAUGCUCGUCUCCCCAGGGGCUUUCUUCACGACCGAUUCGACCACACUGAGCACCUUCUCAACCACCACCACGCCUUUUACUUCGGGAACAGGAAGCGUCGUGGAUAAUUUGGCUGAAUCCACGACGUCUUUCAGCACAUUGACGACAACCUCAACCUCUCUUGCCCCUUUCCCCCUGACUAACAGUUCAACUAUUACGUCCGCCAUUGCCUUGGGCACUGUCCACGACCAUUUCGAUGACGACUACGACACCGACGACACUUACGACACCGACGACACUUACGACACCUACGACACUUACGACACUUACAACUAUGACAUCGACGACGACGACGACGACCACAACGACGACGACUCCCACGACGCUAUUCGAUCUUGCGACAUCUUUGACAACUACAGUGACGACUCCCACGACUUCAACGACUACCGGAACGACAAGCACUAUUUCUACGAUGACAACAACAGCAAGCAUCACACUGUCAACCACUUUUACGACAUUGGUACAGGUUGCGUCUACGACCACGACCACGACCGCUACCACUUCUCCGACCACUCUCCCACUGCCUUGUGUCCCCGGAACAUUUACAUGCAAUAG